AUGCUGCUCUGGUGCCAGUGUGGGCAGAAUGGACCGCCCUGUCCUGGGCCCUCCGGGGUCCUGCCCACCUGCAUCUCCUCCGUGUGCCCCCACGGUGGACUCUGGCCCGUGGGCACGGUGCCCGGUGCCGGGCCAGGCGGCGGUGGGAGGCCUGGCCGGAGCCGGCGGGCAGUGACCCGGUUCCCAAGCAGGCUUCCUGCUGCCGUGCCUGGGCCUGUGUGGUCCGAGUGCUCCGGGAUCAAGGGCUCCCCGGGCUCCCGCACCUGCGGCGCUCUGGGCUCCUUCAGGAAUGCGCUGGAGCUUGUAAUCAGCUUUAUUCCAGCGGCGCCGCACAAUGCCGCCCGGCCCCGCUCCGAGAGCCGAGAGCCCGGAGAGGAGCGUUUGUUCCCAGAUGAAUGGCCGGCCAGCGGCUGCCUCCCACGCCCGCCCUCGCCCUGCCCAGGACGCCCCCCUCCCCUGGGCUGCCAGAUGCCCUCCCCGGCCGUGCUGGAGUCUGUGCGCCCCAAACAGGGAGACCCAAGGAGCCCGGAGUUCAGGGCCCCCUCGCAGUCGGGACCCCAGCCUCUGCUGCAGGCCCUGAGCACUGCCUUGCUAGAGUCUGCGGGCCCCCUCCGCGGCAAAGAGGGCGACCCCAGCUCUGCGGGGUUCCAGCAACACCCACGUCAGCCUGGACCCAGUGGCCCUCCGAGCUCACCCGGACCCGGGGUGGUCCCACUUCCAGAGCUCUGCUUCCUCCUCCAAGGACCAAGUCAGGACCAGCGUCACUGGGAAACGAGCGCAGCUAGUGAGACUUUAUUCCGGGCGUGUGCCGUGCGAUAA
This is a messenger RNA of Suncus etruscus (white-toothed pygmy shrew), 819 nucleotides long. RefSeq names its product collagen alpha-1(II) chain-like. The coding region runs from base 1 to 819 and encodes 272 amino acids. Lineage: Eukaryota; Metazoa; Chordata; Mammalia; Eulipotyphla; Soricidae. The transcript is spliced from 4 exons. The record is from RefSeq and is a predicted model, not a curated record.